Molecule: messenger RNA, 4395 nt
Organism: Loa loa (African eye worm)
Lineage: Eukaryota; Metazoa; Nematoda; Chromadorea; Rhabditida; Onchocercidae
Exons: 33
Coding region: 1-4395 (1464 amino acids)
Source: RefSeq, a predicted model, not a curated record
AUGUCUGCAAACAACUCAUAUUUAGUGCCUGAACAGAUCUCCAACGCAAUUUACGAACCUUCAUCAAUGCCAGAAAAGAAAGUUGGUGGCAAUAGGGAAAAAGCCAAGCAAUGGACAUAUUAUAUUGAAACACUUAACCGAACCAUUGAUUGCAUCUAUGAAAUCUGUCACAAAGAGCAAACCGUUAAUGGAUGCAAAGAAGCGCUAAUGUAUCUUUCGAAUUCCGUUCGCGAUUUUGAAUCACUCAUUAAAACAAUUCAACUGGAAGUUGGUUGGGAUGAAAAGAGCAGCAGGCGACAUGCAGUCGCUUGGGAAAUUAGGAAAGCAAUAUCACCAUCUGGAAAGACAAUCGUUGAAGGACCAAACAAAAAGAAUGCUGACACUCUCAUCAAUAUGCUUAAACUAUCACCAAUCGUUGUGCAUGAGGUUGUCCAGAGUGCGGAAAAAAAAAUGAAUGCCAAAUUACCACAAUCUGCACCAGCUUUAUUCUCUUCAACCGCAGCAACACUACAGCACAACGAAGCGUUAUCAGAUAAAGAAAAUUAUAAGAAAGGGAUGGAACUGAGCAAGUUCGAAAAUCUACAGGGAAUAUGCAUUAUUGAUAACAUAAUAGUAUUCAUUUACAAGGAAGGUCAGAGUGAUGAUGGAUGGCAUUUAGUAACAACGCGACACAGGCGGCGGAAGAGUGUUGAGGCCGACUCUAUCUUGACUAACAAUAAAGAAGGGGAGCGUAAUAUUGCAAUGACGGCGUCUCCGAAAAGGACUUUUAUGAAUGUUUAUGAGCGCUUGUCAACUGGUGUCCUUCGACCUCCGAAUCUGUCAGCUCGUACACCAACUCUUUCGGAAUCUGGUGGGCGAGGUUUAAUGUAUCCUAGAUGUGCAAUGGAUUUACCACAAACAAAAGCGUCCAUGGCAAAAGUUGCUUACUGUCGGCAGUUAUUGUGGAAGAAACAUCAAUUAGAUUUGGCAGAGAAGAUGGAACGAAGGCGUCGUCAAGAUUUGCAGAACGCCCGCAAAGCUGGUUCCGUCCCUGCUCUUUCGGCGAUUAAUUUUGCUGAUCCAGAUGCUGUUUCACGCAGUGCUGCAGCGUUUAAAAAUCGGAGGAAAGUACUGAAAAAAGAUGGGACUGCUGGAAUAGUGAAGGAGCGAAGUAAAAGGGCAAGUUUUGAGCGCAUAGAGGAAUUACCAUCGGAAAACGACGAAGAUCGUGAGAAUAUCCCUGCUGAUCUAGAGGAAUCGAUUGCUAUCUACUCCAACUCGAAUUAUUUUACUCACAGCAGAUCUGAACCACCAUUAUCCGAAUUGGUGCUGCCUGAUGGUAUAGAUAUGGAUGAUGCAUGGAGAGCAAUGACAGAAGAAGAGGAAUCAUUGGUGCAAGAAGAAGAAAGUUUAAAAAAAGAAAUUGAAGAGGAAGAAAGUAUUUCUAUUGACGAAGAGCUGGAACGACAAGUGGCUGCUGAAGCUGCGGCACUGGAACAGUUGGAAACUGAGGUAACUGAAGAAGAUGAAUGUGAGGAAACUGUUGAGGCAAAAUCAUGCAGUAACAAAAAAGCCCCAGCAACAUGGCAAGAUGUCGUCAACAACUGGAAACAGGAAAUGGAGGAAUAUGCAUCGGUAAGUUGGAGUGAAAUUGUGGAAAGAGAAAUUAUUCGUUAUCGUAAGCCGGGGGAGUUUGCUGAAAGGCAUGAAAAGUUAUCUUCACCGAGCAGGAAAAGAAACACUGAAAAUGCGACAGAGCGACACAAGGAACGACAAAGAAGAGCUGAAGAAUUGCGUCAAAUGUUGCAGAAACAGAAAGCUCAGCGAUUGAAAGAACUGUCCAAUAAGGUGGAAGAAGUACGGCGAAAGCGGGCUGAACUGACUGAACGAAAGCUUGAACACUUACAGAUGCGAAUGGCGAAGGCUGAAGAAAAUCGUCAAAAAAACAUUGAAGAAAAAGUGAAAAAGGCACGGGACGAUGACGUCAAGGUUAUGGAAGUGCAGUUCAUAAACACAAUAGGAGCACAUAAUAUGCGGCAUGAUGCUAUUGUUCGUAGUCAGGAAUGGGAGCAGAGAGUACAGACGAUUGCGAGCGAACGAGCUAGAAAAAAUGAGGAAAAGGCUGCUAAAGAAGCUGCAGCUGAACAGCGUCGAAAAAUUGCAGCAAAUCAACGAAAACAAAAAAUGCGCGAGAAAUUUGAGAAGCACAAGUUGCUGGAAGCACAACGUAACGAACAGGAGAGGGAAAGAAGUGAAGUUGUUCGAGAAAAAAAUAAGCAGCUGAAUGAGCGAGUUGCGGAAAAGAGGGCAACGGAGGCUGUUGAAAGUGCGAAGUUGAUGAAGAAGAUCCAGAAAAAGCAAGAAGAAACACGUCGUCGUUAUGAGAAUACUUUAACACAAGUAAAACAUCGUGCUGUUGAAUUGAGCAGUCCUAGACCGAUGGAGUCAGUGGUUUCUUUGGCCGAUUUUAGCCAGAUACCUUCGGAAAUUCCCUAUGUUUCAAUACUCGAAGGUGUAAUUGGUGGUGGGAGCUCUAAGAAAUGCAAACUUUGCGAUACUCUACUGGACAGUGACUUUUUCGUUAUGUCACAUUUCCUUAGCGUUUCGCAUCUGUCCAAGGCAAAUAUUGACAUCAAGGAACUAACUUACGAUUGUUUGAAAACACAGAUCGAUCAGAAUGCUGAAGAUAUUGGUGUUGAGGUAACCAGGCAGUUAUCUAUAGGAGGCGAAAGUGAACUUUCGAAACAAAGUACGAGUGCCAAGAAACGUCGAACUCGUCUUCGACAGAAGAUCCAGGCAAGAGCUAAAGAAUACGAAAACAUAAUUGAACAAAGCAGUUUAGCUGAAUCUUAUCGAACUCCAUCUGGAAAAACAAGUAUUGAUCGUCCUCUUCGGGAUAUCGCAAAAGUGUUAAAAACAGUCUUGGGGGAUAGUGCAAUUAAAGAUCGCUGCAGUGGAUUGGCGAAGGAGUCAUUUCAGAGUAAAGUUUAUCCAAGCACCGAUUUGCAUAUCCUUGAAAGGUCGUUGUCCGAAAUUCUGCGUGCACUGCGAACAUCCGACACGUCGCAAAAACGUGAAAUGCUUUUGAAAGCAGUAGUGCAGAAUGGUUUUAUAGAUGUUUUGACGGCACUGAUAUCUUGUGCGACUAAUGGCGACACAGUUAUACCUUCCAGAACCUACUGUAAAGCGUUGUCUAUCCUUGGAGAACUUAUCACUAUCGACAGAUUUAUUGCUUCAAAGUUCUUUUUCUCCAAUCGGAUCUUUGCACUGUUAGAUGCAUAUUGCAUCAAGUCUAAAAUGAUGGUUUGGCAGUUUCUAAAAGAAUCCUCUCAAAUACCAUCCAACGAUGGAUCUCAUCGGCUUCUAAUUGAAUGUGUUAUGUUGUGUUCGACAUUUUUAUGUAUUUUGGGCAAUUUGUAUCCAAAAGUCAAAGGAGAAAUUUCAAGUAGUGCAAUCGUAUUUGGCAUUACAGAUGACGACAUAUACGUAAAACUGCUGCUGAGCUUAAUUCAUUCGAAUGGCUAUAGUGAUACUCUUUCGCUCCUCAUCAAACACACAGGCACGAUCGAUGCACUACCUUGGUCAGUUCAACUUGAUUCUAACGCGAUUGCAAUACCUCUCAUGGUUUAUAUUGACAUGAUUUUGGAAGCUGGUGGGAUACUCUACCUCUUUGCAUGUAGAAAAGGAGGAAACGAAGCAGAAGGAAUAUUAUCUGAAAAAUCGUCAAUCAUAAGUACUGCAGCUCCUGCAGCAAUUCAGCAACUCGCAGUUCGAAUUUAUUCAAUGAUAUCGUCAGACUGCAGUUCAUCUGCUGCAGUAGCCACAAUAUCCGUUUUAUCGAUAGCAAAUCAUCGUGAAGAAAUUGGUGUUACUCAGCUAUUGACAACAUCGCUUUUUCAGCUCUGGUUUUUGCUUUUAAAAAGGGAACCGUAUGAGGCAGUCAAAUGUCUUGAGGAUAGUGAACUUUGUUUACGAUUGAUCCACAUCACUAUGACAAUGGUGACUCAAACUGAGAAAAUUGUUUCUUCAAACGUGGAUUCGUUAAAAUCGAAAGCUACGGAAAAGCGUACUAGAAAUUUUCUUCAUUUUCUCAUCGAAGUGAUUGGAUAUUUUGCCACUGCUAGUGAACGCGCUAAAAUGUUUUGUGUACUUGGUUGGCAACGUUCAUUGUUGAUACAGCUUGCUUCGCUACCAGUGGGAUAUUUCUCAAAUCGUGAACUAAUGGCAAUAUUGAUGCCAACUUUGAUCGCUAUAUGCUAUCAAAAUCCCAUGGCGAUCGAUUUAGUCAGGCCAUCGCUCAGCACAAAAACUUUUGCGAUAUAUCUCGAAGCAGUGCAGGAUAAGCAGUUUCCGGAACCGGCGCGAUUUCCAAAGAAGUUUUGGUCUAAUGCAAUAGAAUAUUUCAACAGUUGUUAA